AUGCAAACGGCGAACCUGUACAUUCUGGAGCAACGGUUUGACGCCGCGACGCGAUUAUUGGACGAAGCCGCGAAAAGUUCCGCGGCCAUGUCUCAUAGAAACGUCUACGCGAUGGUCUUGAGACGAAAGGCGACGAUUUCGGUCAGGAGUACUGUAAUUCUCAAACUUCGGACUUUUCUUCAGAUGUCUCAACGGAAUUAUGAAGAAGCUCUAGUGCAACUUUUCGACAUUGAAAUGGAUAUCGAGUCGUUGGGAGGCAUCGUGGAGAGGAUUUUGUUCGCUUUCGCCGUCGGGUGCUGCUUGAGAAGACUUAAAGAAGGUUUGUUUGAGAAAAUAAGGAAGAAAUGCUUUUUUAUAAGUUCCACGAGAAAAAAAGACAACUUUUCAGAAAUUUACGUAAGAAAUUCGGUCAAUAACCCUAUAGGGAUCACUUCAGCCUUUGGAGGUUCAGAGGCUGAACCCGGAACCCCUAAAGGGCCACUUAAUUUUUAUACCUCUAGGAAAAACUUUUUUUUUUACAAACCCCUAUAGGGACUACUCUACAGUUCCUUAGAACGAUGAAAAUAAUUUCCCUAUAGUUCUCACUCAUAAUCCCCUCUAAGGACCACUCAAACUUUGACCCUGUAUAAAGCCCUUUUUUAUUUGGUGAGAGACCCUGUAGGGAUCACUUGAUUUUUUCGCGGCUCGAAGGCCGUAAACCCCUACAAAGGCCGCUUAAUUUUGAACCCUGCAGGAGACACCAUUUUAUCCCCUGUAGAGGCAACUUUUCCCCAAACCCCUUACGGGGCUACUCUGGCGUUCAUUAGGAUGAUUAAAAUAAGUCCAAACUCACAAACCCCUGUAAGGACCACGUAAACUUUGACCCUGUAGAAAGCACUAUUUUAUUCCCUAUAGAAUUUUUUUUUCCGAAACCACUCUAGGGACUACUCUAGCGUUCCUCAGAAUGAUAAAAAUAAGCCCAAACUCAGAAACCCCUAUAGGGACCACCUUAAUAUUUCCCCUCUAAAGAUAGGGUCCGCAAGCCAUUUCUUCAAAACGAUCCAAAAAAUAUGUUUUUUACACUGUUCGAUAGAGGAGACUGUCCAUUUUCAUAAUCCGUUCAGUUUUAGAAAAAAGCUCCACUAAGAAAAAAGUUAUGGCCAAAAAACGAGCGCGCGCGGCGUUCAACUGGAGGCAAAAUCUCACGGUUUACCCGCUGCCGCACGCUUUCUUUUUAAAUGUUUUUGCGCGUUUCUGGACCGUUUUUAAAUCGGUUUUCUGUUCUGAGAGGUUGUCCGAACUGAGCCUCAUGUUUUGGUAUGAAUCUUUUGUACAAUCCUCAUAAGAUUUUUUUGAUAAAAUAUCAAAAAAACUACUUAGAAAAAAAGGUCACAAGGAAUUUUCAGCUUAUUUUUUUCUUUUUUUCUACUCAGAAAAAAAUUAUUAUCAUUUGGUUUGGAAAAAGAAAAAAAUGAAAAAAAUAAUGUUAUUUCGAAAUAAAACAGGAAAAAUGUGCAAUUUGACUCCAAAAAAACGGCUCCUGCAACAUUUAAAAUGGCGCAUCGGUGUGUUUGACGCAAACACUGCUACGGACACUUGCACGAAAUCUUCCGAAAUUUCAAAAAAAAAUUGCCAUUUUUUCGAGGUUUUCAAAGCCGUUAUUUUUUUUCGCGUCGUUUGAUUUUUUUCAUAAUUUUUCCAUUGAUAGAGUUUUGAACGCUUAAUAACAUAAUCAAAAGUAUAGACGCGAUCCUAUUCUCUCAUGCGACAACGAGGCAGGCGAAAAAUGGAGGUUUUGGUAAAACUCAAAUAUAAUUUGAUUCGCUGUCCCAAUAAUUAUUUUCAUUCUGAAUUUUUAUUUUUGAACACAUUGUGAGUUUUUAAAUCAAAUAAAAAAAGUAUACCAUGUCGCUGAAACUUUUUUUCGCAUUUCAGCUUCAAAGUUUGGUGUCACUUUACAAGCUUCGAUUUUUUUUUUCGCGUCGUUAGAUUUUUUUAAAUUUUUUUACUCAAAAAAUAAAGAAAGUGUUAAUGUAUAACAUACUCAAAAUUCGGAAGCGUUCCUCAAUUGGUUUUCAGAAACGCGACGAUUUUGUGAAACUUGUCAGUUUUUUUCGUGUUAAAUCUUACUUUUUUUCGCUUAUUUUUUUGAAAAAAAUACAUAGUUUAAAAAAAUUUUUUUCAGUCUUGUAGAGCGUUGUCGAUUACAUAGAUUAACAGAAACAGUUCAUUUUUAAAGUGGGACUUUAGCUAGUAUAAACGCCUCAAAACCGUUUUUGCAACAAAAAAAUCGUCAUUUUGGUGGCGUGAAGGGGCGGGGCUUUGCGCCCCCUAUCUAAAGAAAAGUAUUUUAUCCCCUAUGUGGGGCAAUUUUUCCCAAAACCCCUUUAGGGGCUACUCUGGCGUUCAUUAGAAUGGUACAAAUAAUUUCCCUAAAGUUCAAAUUUAGAAAGUCCUGUAGAGAAAAGCUAAAUUUUGACCCUAUAGAAGCUUUUUUCCCGAAAUCACUCUAGGAACUACUCAGCUGCUCCUUAGAAAGAUGAAAAUAAUUUCCCUCUAGUUCUAACUCAAAAAUCAUUUUUCCAGACCCUCUCUAUUACUUUUCAAUCGUCCGAAGAUUAUCCAUAAAGUGCGGCUGGAAAGCCAUGGAAAAACUAGCGCUGGCCGAGUGCGGCGGCUAUUUUUCGGACGUUAGUUGCGCCCUAUUGAGAAAAUACUAAAAUCAGAACUUAUAGGUCAAUGAUCUCGAGAAAAGGUCGGCGGUUGGUGAAGCCUUCUGUCAAUUGGACGAUUUGUAUCCGGGAAAACUCGAAUGGGUCGUUAUCUGA
Molecule: messenger RNA, 2807 nt
Organism: Caenorhabditis auriculariae
Lineage: Eukaryota; Metazoa; Nematoda; Chromadorea; Rhabditida; Rhabditidae
Source: the annotation of a GenBank genome assembly